GGAACGGCGUUCUCGUCAGAUCGGGGUAGCUUCCCUUCGCCGGUCAAAUCCCCCACCUUCCCUUCCGUCUCCGUUCGGUCCGCGACUCCACGUCAUCUUCCACGUCAUCUCUCUCAUGUACUUAUAGAGCCCCGCGUCCCAUUCCCCCAGUCGUCCUCCUGCUUCCCAAAAGAGGCUUCUCUUUCUCUCUCUGACUCUCUCUGACUCUCUCUCUCUCUCUCUCUUCCCUCGGUAAAAGGGAGGGGAGGGGGGAAUUUUUCCCGGAAGAUAUUUACGGCUAUUUUGAGGUAGGUGGUAGGUUUCCGAUGAUGACGACGAUGGUGGCGGGGGUAGCAGCGGGGGCAGGGGCGGAGGCGUUUGCUCGGGACGCGAUCAUAGCGUGGUUCCGGGGGGAAUUCGCGGCGGCGAACGCGAUCAUCGACGCACUGUGCGGGCACCUGGCGCAGAUCGAGGGGGGAUCGGAGUACGAGGAGGUGUUCGCGGCUAUCCACCGGCGGCGGAUGAACUGGAUUCCUGUGCUCCACAUGCAGAAGUACUUCUCCAUUGCCGAUGUCGGCGGAGCGCUCCGCCGUGUCGCCUCCCGCCGGCAGCGCGCUGCCGCCGCAGAGGAGGAGGCGGAGAUCAAGAAAGGCAAGGAGGAGGAGAUGGAGGUGGCGGCGACGGAGGAGGAGAAGUACAGCGAAGAUUCUCCGAAAGAGGAGGAGGAGGAGGAGAUGGACAAAGAGAGAUCGAUAGAUGGCGGCGGAGUCGUCGGGGCCUUCGUGGAGGAGGUCAAGGACGGAGAUUCUAACGGAGAUUCCUCAGAUCAGAAAGUCUCGGAAGAAGGCGACGUCGAUGGAGGAUCUCAAGGGGAGCAUACUUCUGUGGAGAAUGUCCAGAUAUGCUCUGAUCAUGAGCACUGUGUGGCACGUCCUGACAGUAUCAAGAUCUUGAAAGGUUUUGUAGCCAAGGAGGCAGUGAAAGGGCAUAUGGUUAAUGUUGUAAAAGGUCUGAAGCUGUAUGAGGACAUCUUCACAAACUCAGAGCUUCUGAGGCUUGCUGAAUUUAUAAAUGAACUCCGUCUUUCAGGUCGAAGGGGAGAACUAUCAGGUGAAACAUUCAUUUUCUUCAACAAACAGAUAAAAGGGAACAAGAGAGAGAUCCUUCAGCUUGGUGUUCCAUUGUUUCAACCAACUAACGAGGAGGCAUCAAGUAAUAUAGAACCGAUUCCCCCGAUCUUGCAGACUGCCAUCGAUCACCUAGUUCAAUGGCAUGUAAUACCAGAAAACAAAAGGCCAAACAGUUGCAUUAUCAACUUCUUUGAUGAGGAUGAAUACUCACAGCCAUAUUUCAAACCUCCGCACUUGGACAAUCCAAUCUCCACGCUUUUCCUUUCCGAGACAACAACAGCUUUCGGACGGGUGCUUGUCAGUGAUAACAAUGGAAACUACAAGGGCUCCCUCACACUUCCACUGAAAGAAGGGUCGCUACUAGUCAUGCGUGGGAACAGCGCUGACAUGGCGAGGCAUGUCAUUUGUCAAUCCCCAAACAGAAGGGUGAGCAUCACUUUUGUGAAGGUUCGACCUGCGAACAACCAAACUGAUUCCUCUACCAUGUCUCCGCUAACUACAGCCAUAACUCUCUGGCAACCUGGAAGCCCACCACCCCAGCAAAUGCAAGGUGGUGGACUCAUUGCCUAUGGGCCUCAUGGCGUGAUUCCAGCCGCAUGGGGGGCGACUCUUCCUGCUCCGGUCGUCGUGCUGCCAUCACCCCGUCCCAUGGCCAUGGCUCCUGGUAGGAGAAUGUCACGAAGUGGCACCGGUGUAUUCCUACCUUGGGCAGUGGGUCCCAAGAAAUACACCAAGCAUCUCCCACCGCGUAUUCAGAAGAGAAGGUUCCUCUCAUUGCCAUCUCUACUAGAGGCACAGGUGUAGGAGAGGCCCCAAGUUUCUGAUGUCAAGGUGUCACUGGCUGCCAAAGGAUCCUUUAUGGUUAUGAAACAAGUUCUUGAUUUUAGUUAUGUUGAAACAAGAGUGAUCUAGGCCCUGUCCCCAUUACAUCAAAAAAAAAAAAAAAAAUAGAAAGAGAUCAACAUUUUCUGAGUGUCUUCGCAGGAGCUUCUUUGUCAGGUCCUGGAUGGGAUGCAUUUAGUUAUGGUUGGCAACAAGUUAUGGAGAAGGUAUUCAGCAGAUUUUUAGUGUAGCUAGUUUCUCUUAGACUGCCGUGUAGCCGCUAGGAUGGUUGAGCUGUGGGACUUGAAAUCCCUCCAGUGAAGGACAAAAUUUUGUAAUAUUGCUGUUGAGUUUUAUUCAGCAAAGAUGAAAUUUCUUGUAUUGAUUAAAGAGCUUUUAAUGCCAAAUGCAUUGUGAUGGAUUUCUAAUUUAAAUUGAGAUUUUAAGAGGAAA
Phoenix dactylifera (date palm) is the source of this 2384-nucleotide messenger RNA. Its product is annotated as RNA demethylase ALKBH10B-like. Gene Ontology annotation, molecular function: mRNA binding; demethylase activity. Gene Ontology annotation, biological process: mRNA catabolic process. NCBI's taxonomy places the organism in Eukaryota, Viridiplantae, Streptophyta, Magnoliopsida, Arecales, Arecaceae. The record is from RefSeq and is a predicted model, not a curated record.